This is a messenger RNA of Rotaria sp. Silwood2, 1361 nucleotides long. NCBI's taxonomy places the organism in Eukaryota, Metazoa, Rotifera, Eurotatoria, Philodinida, Philodinidae. The record is from the annotation of a GenBank genome assembly.
AAAGUUGAAAGUUGAAAUUUGAAAUUUGAGUUGAAAGUUGAAACUUGAAACUUGAAAUUUGAAAUUUCAGUUGAAAGUUGAAAUUUCAAUUGAAUUCAAGUUUCAAGUUUGACAUAUAUGGUAAGAUAUGGCAAAUUUCAAUAUAAUUUAAUCUCAUAAGAUUUCUAUCUUAACUUUUAAGAAUUUAACUUAAAUAUUCGCCUCGUUUGUUUUUGUUAUCUAGACAAACAAAUUUAAUGAGACUAUUUGAAAUCGAGAGUUUUUAUAUUGAUAGAUCUAGUUAUCAAUAGAUUAUCAUUAAAAUUUCAGCUUGAAAGAAAUGUUUUAUUUGCUGAGAUACAAAUGUCUUCAAAAUCAUUUAUAUUACAGGAAAGAUGUUAAAAUUUUCUCUUAUUUAGAACAUUGACAUCUUGCCAAAUAAGCGUGUAAGUGUUGGUGUCAUUAUAGGUUUUCUCUGCAUGCAAAUCCACAUUCUAAUUGAAUGUUUUUGUUUUUUAGUAAAUAAAAUAUUUAGAGUAAAGAAUCAAAAAUAAUAAUGUUUAAAAAAGAGAAAAAAUAAAUAAAAGAAAAAAAAGUUUUUAGGUCCAAAAGUGGUAUCUCGACGUAUAACAGUGUCUCAUUUAUUAUCGAUAAAUAAUAUAUUAAAACGUCGUGUUAUUAUUUGGGAUAAUUUAAAUGCAAAUGAUUAUGAUCAACGUCGUUUAUGUAUGGGACCAUAUUCAGGUCGGUCAUUAAAUAUUUCAAAACAAAUAUGUGGAAUAUUAUUAAAUCCAAAUUGUGAAUUUGAAUUAAAUUUUGUUCCAUUACAUACUCUUGGUCAAUGGUUUAAAUUAAUAAAUAUGAAUGAAAAAGAAUAUCAAUUUGAUGAUGAUGAUGAUGAUAAUCAUCAAGAUUUUCUUCAAACAUCUUCUAUGUAUGAAGUUGAUAAAGCAUUUCACAAAUCAUUAAUUGAUUGGUUACCAGAAUUUAAUAAAAUAAAAUCAGCCAAUGAUUCACAACAAAAUUUUAAAAUUGAUAAUUCUCCUCAAGGAAUGAGUCCAAAAUCGUUAAUAUCAUCAUUAACAACUGAUGAAGAUUGUCAAGAAUCAUUAAAUGAAAAUCUUAUAGUUUGCACAUCAUCAUCAUCAUCAAAACCUCAUAUAAUGGAAUGUGAUCAUAAUAAAAAUAAUAUUUAUUUAACAAUUGAUGAUAUUCGUUUACUUGUUGAAUUAUUUUAUUUACCUUAUCAACAUGGACCAAAUGUUCAACAAGUAUUUAUGGAUUUCUAUUGGCUUAGAUUUAAUUAUAAUCGAAAUCAAAAUGUAAGAAACAAAUUAACAAAAACAAACGAAGAUUUACUUAGAGUUAACCAAAAGUUUUAA